GUUCAUCUCCGAGCUAGGCAAGAGAGCACGCAAAGGCAACCUAGAGAAACCCGAAAAAAACGUCGUGCCGUUUCUCUGCAGAAAACUCGAACGCCACGUCGCCCCAGCAGCCACGGAAUCGCUGAUAUAUACACACACAGUGGCGGCGCCGCGGUGGCGCAUACAUACACUCGUCCGGCGCGAUCGAUCGAGCCGUGAAGAGCAGCAGCUCGAGCUCGUACGCGGCCGGCGAUCGUCUGUCGGGGAGGCGCAUGAGCUUCUAACGGAAAUCUCGAUCGGAACCUCCGGCCGUCUCCUGAGUCCUGACAGAGAGUCAGAGACAGCCCGAUCGCGAUGGACGUGGAGAUGGGGGCCAGAGCGGCGGCGGCGCCGCCGGCCGCGGACACGGAGGCGGCGUGGAAGGCUCCGGCGGCGAUGGUGCUGGUGCAGCUGUUCAACACGGGGAUGGUGCUGCUGUCCAAGGUGUCCAUCGGCGGCGGCAUGUUCGUCCUCGCGCUCCUCGCCUACCGCAGCCUCUUCGGCGCCGCCAUCAUCCUCCCCGUCGCGCUCCUCCGGGAGAGGGGGAAGUGGAAAGAGAUGGACUGGCAUGCCGCUGGAUGGAUCUUCCUUAAUGCAUUCAUCGGGUAUGCCGUACCAAUGAGCCUAUACUACUAUGGCCUGCACGACACAACGGCAUCCUACGCCAUCAUAUUCCUGAACAUAAUUCCUCUGACAACCUUCAUCCUCUCCUUCGUCCUCAGAAUGGAGGCACUGCACAUCAGAAGCAUGGCAGGAUUGCUCAAGGUCGCGGGAGUUUUGCUCUCUGUCGGCGGCACAAUGAUCAUCAGUCUCUACAAGGGAGAGAUUCUGCAUCUCUGGAACCCUAUCCUUCACCAUCCCAAUGAAGAGCAUGUGGAUGUCGCAAGUCACCAGCUGCGUGGAACGUUCUUGUUGGCAGGCAGCAGCUUCAUGUUUGCUUGCUGGUAUCUAAUUCAGUCCAAGGUUCUCAACGUGUAUCCAUACAAGUACUGGUCAUCCAUGGCGACUUGCUUGGUUGGAGGGUUUCAGACUGCACUUGCAGGAGUUAUAGUGAGGAGGGACAAGGACGCCUGGAAGAUAGGAUGGGACAUAAACCUUCUGACCAUUGUGUACUCGGGGGCACUCGCAACUGCUGGAAAAUAUAGCUUGAACUCGUGGGCUGUGGCUAAGAAAGGCCCUUCAUAUCCUCCCAUGUUCAACCCAUUAUCGGUGGUCUUUACUGUUGUGCUAGGCUCCAUGUUUAUAGGUGAUGACAUCACUGUGGGAAGCCUCAUUGGGACAACUCUAGUGAUUGUUGGGACCUACGUCUUCCUCUGGGCCAAAGCACGCGAGCUACCUGAAAAGUAGAGUUGUGACGGUACGAAGUUAUCGAAAUCACAGAAACAGAUAUACUGUUUGUUUCAAUGGCGGAUGCAGCAACUUCAACGAAUAUGGACGCAUCAGUUCUAGUACAUCUCUACCCAUGGUGUUAGCUGACAACUAGAGUACAGAUAUUGAAGAAGCUAAUGGAAUCAGCGGCAGGAGAGCCUGGGCGGACGCCCAGGGUCACUGGGGCCUAGGUUUGCCCCUUGUUUGUAUUGUGCAUCAUUUGUUUUUUUUCUCACUGUGGGCUGCGCCCGAAUUUCAUUUAUUACCAAAAAGUAACGAAACAAGUCUAGAAGGGUUCUCCAGAGCAAA
Molecule: messenger RNA, 1695 nt
Organism: Panicum virgatum (switchgrass)
Lineage: Eukaryota; Viridiplantae; Streptophyta; Magnoliopsida; Poales; Poaceae
Product: WAT1-related protein At5g64700-like
Exons: 7
Coding region: 334-1365 (343 amino acids)
Cellular component (GO): plasma membrane
Molecular function (GO): transmembrane transporter activity
Source: RefSeq, a predicted model, not a curated record